Molecule: messenger RNA, 1218 nt
Organism: Saccostrea cuccullata (small rock oyster)
Lineage: Eukaryota; Metazoa; Mollusca; Bivalvia; Ostreida; Ostreidae
Product: scavenger receptor class F member 2-like
Exons: 2
Coding region: 744-1082 (112 amino acids)
Molecular function (GO): scavenger receptor activity
Source: RefSeq, a predicted model, not a curated record
AUUAAUAAAAGGAGAAAGAAAAACGUAAAAUAACCAGUAUCGAAUAAUUAAAUAUGAUUUUUUUUUUAUCUUAUACCUUUAAACGUUUUCACUCAAGAGCAUGAAAGUGUUUUUUAGCGAAAUUGAAAAAAAAAUUGCUCUUUAAAUGGACCCAUUUGAUUUCUCUUUAUAUCUUACAGUUAAGAUUUUAAAUAAUCAUAUUUGUAGGAGUAACCGGCAUGGCAAAGUGGCAAGAGCGUCUGCUUUAGAGUCGCGAAGUAAUAAAUCAAACCUUAACGUCGCGAAUCCCGCUGUGGAAUGUGGAGAACGGUCCUUUGGAUGAUACCGCAUAAACCGAGGUCCCGUGUCGCUGGCACAAACAAGAUCCAGACUGCUCGAUGGCCUAAAGUGCCGACAUUUUUUUUUAAAAUCUGUAGUUCUCCACGGGCAAAUGGUAAUGUCUCCAUAUGAGUGAAAAUUUUACGAAAGGGGCGUUAAGCAACAUACAUCAAUUAAUCAUAUUUAUCGGAAUAUUUUUUUUAAUAUGACACAAUAUAAAUUCAUAAAACUUGAGUUAAUUUGAUUCUUAUUUACUUAAUAUUAACAAUUGGCAAACACGCCAGAUAUUGAAUAGGUGUAAAUUUUGCCUUUUCAACCAUUGAAUAUGAGGGAAUAAAACUAUUUCAACUCUUAAUUUUUUAGCUUGUAGUCCUGGGUGGUAUGGCAGAGAAUGUCAAGAACAAUGUGGUUAUUGUGAUGGUAGUAUGACGUGUAACCAUGUCACAGGAUUCUGUCCUGCGUUAUGUCAGCCUGGUUAUCAUGGGAAGAAAUGCAGCGAAAUCUGCAAUGACGGUUGGUACGGUAGGGAAUGUAAAGAACCGUGUGGUUACUGUAGAGGAAACAGACCAUGCCAUCACAUGACCGGAUCUUGUUUGGCGCUCUGUGAACCUGGGUAUCACGGGGAUAAAUGUAAAGAAAGCGAAUUUUCUCAACUUCUUGCAAUACUGAGACAAAUGCUCAACCCCCUUAGAGAGCUGUAUUCUUUUAAACGACGAAGAGUUGGACUGAUUGCGAACAUCACUUCCCCCACUGACCUCAAAUAAAAAAGAUAUUACUAUAUUGUACUGAUAUUACAAUAUGUUUUCCCCGAGAAUGUUUCGUGUUAAGUUUCUUCUUUAUACUAUAUCAUUCUUUAAAAUGCACAGUUUCCUUAAAUUCAUACCACUUUCUUUUUGAUUG